AUGCUAUGUCGGUUCUGCGGCCCAAUCCCUCCCCGAAGGAGAAUAUCCCUCUACCGGGCCCUCGCCCUUAGCUUUUAUACCGACAAGAACUACACCACACCAGAGCUCUUCAAGGGGAGGUACGCCUUCAUCAACGACUCUGAGUACCAGAUCGGGACCGCAGCGCCGCACAUACCCUGCUCUUACACGAUCCAGGCUUCUGUGCGACGUACAGGUAACAUCCUUUCUCCGACCUACCCGGGGACAUACCCCAAGGACCUGGUCUGCUCCUACCUCUUCCUGGGCAAACCUGGCCAGAGGGUACGCCUUGAGUUCAGGGACUUUGACCUCUUCUUUGGUGGCCCACACUGCCCUUUUGAUGUGGUCAAGGUGUACGAUGGAACGCAUAACGAAUCCGCACCUAUCGGCACCUACUGUGGCCAACAGAGAAAUCUCGUCCUGUACUCAUCAGAGGAGAACAUGUUUGUCAUGUUCGAAACUCUUCGAAGGACAGCCAACUCUCAGAAUAGGGGUUUCAAGGGUAUAUAUGAGUUCAGCGAGAGCUUCGUCAAGCUGGACUUCAUUUCAAAAAAUGAUGGUGAACACAUCAGGGGGAGUGAAUGUGAUCAGAAGAUCCUGAGCAAGAAAAAGUCGUCCGGCAGUGUGUACAGUCCCAACUAUCCGUUCCCAUAUAUACCAAAGAUUGUCUGCCGUUACUUUAUAUAUGGUAUGCAGGACUCACAGCACUUAGAGAGGGUCAGGAUAGAAUUUCAGAAGUUUGAUAUACCCAAAGCUCACAAAGAUGAUACUAGUUGCAGUGAUGGUUACCUUAAAAUCUACCUCAAAGGUCAGGAAGCAACAGAUUCAUAUGAGAAAUAUGACCAUGAACUAUGUGGAGAGGUGAGCUCGCCAAGCCAGAUGGUAUCAGAUGGCCCAAGACUUGUUAUGGUUUUCAGCAGUGGCGAGCUCCAGGGACGAGGCUUUAAGGCUAAUUACACCUUUGAAACUGAGUAUCGGAUUCCUGGUACAGCAGCUCCAGAUGGUUCUUGUACGUUUAAGUACAACAGUUCAAGUAGGAAGAGGGGAGAAUUCAACUCUCCCCGCUAUCCUGCAAAUUAUCCUUCAUCGACCAAUUGCACAUAUGAGUUUCAUGCAACUGCCAAUGAACAAGUUUCAAUUGUUUUUGAUAACUUUAAGGUUCGAGCUGACAAUGUAAACAGCUCCUUCGGCUCAUAUGGGCCUACCAUCUGCACAGAGGAUUGGUUAGAAAUUUAUAAUCUAUAUCGAGAUGGGACGGAGAAACUAAUAGGGCGAUAUUGUGCUAUGACUGCACCUGGACCGUUGGAUUCGAACCGUGGUGCAGUAGGUCUUAAGCUCUUGCUACAUACAAAUGCUGAAGGAGUAUAUUCAGGUUUCAAGGCAAGAUACUCCUUUGAAGUGGCCAAAUCUAUUUUUGGUGACUGUGGUAGUAAUGAGAGUAGUAUAGACUAUGGUGUAAUAGUAAGUCCAAACUUCCCUCAUAAAUACGAGGGACCAGCCAGAGGUGCAGCCAGCAGAACAUGUAACUGGUAUAUUAAUGUCCAGCCGGAUCACAGGGUACUCCUCAACUUUGAGUACUUCGCAGUUGAAGGGGAUCCUACAACUCGUGGGUGUCCAGCUGCGGUAGUAAGAUUGUGGUACACAGUCGAUGGCCCUCCUUUAGAGUUAUGUGGUGAAAAACAGAUGAAUAAAAAAUGGCAAUAUAUUUCUGAAGCUAACUAUGUCAGAAUCAGUUUUAUAUCUGCUGACAAAUCUGUGGGUGCGGAAGGAUUCAAAGCAGUCUGGACAGAAUUCGCUGAUGAUGCACAAUGUGAAAAUGGAUUCCGUUGUGCAACUUCAGGUUUCUGUAUUGCCAAGAGGCUACGCUGCAAUAGGGUAGCGAACUGUGGUGCUGAUGACCACUCGGAUGAACUAAACUGCAUUGUAGAAGUGGCAAUGGAAUGGUUCUGGCCAUCUGCUGUGGGCGGUGCUGCAGGUGGUGCUUUGGUAUUAGCUGGGAUUUGCCUUUGGUGUCGGCGCCUAAGACCACGACCAAGACCGAGGCCACUUCAUCGACCAAGGCCCCCACCACCAUCCUCCGCCCAUGUCUGUGAUGAGCUUGGCCAAAGAUUUGCCAGUGUUGACAGUGUAUAAUUCAGCCGCAGCGGCUUCUUCGUCCUUCACUCCUUGGCUAACUUCCCUGCCACAGUGGGUCCAGCUGAUUCCUCAGUUAGCAUCAGUACCACAUUGAUGUUUACAAGGAAAUUCAUCUCAACUACAGCUAGUUUACAAUACUGGCAGACUUGUCACUGCAUUGGAGGCUGGUCUUAAAAAGUAGGGGUGCUGUUAAUCAUCAACAAUACCAAUAAAUAUAGGGUUGUUUUUCCUCAAAUAGGUGAUACUGACUGAUAUAUACUAAAGAUGCCUUCUUUAUUUCAAAAAAAAAAUUUUGUGUUGUAAACAAAUUUGUAUCAUCUAUACACCAAAUAGAGGGAAGUGAAAUUUUGAUACUUUUUUAUUGAAUUAAACAACCAGUGGUUUUAAUUUUUAUUAACCAAGGUACGCCUUUAGUAAUUUCAAUAAUUAAAAAAACAUUCUGCCAUAUAGUUCAAAAAUAAAUAUACUACAUGGAUUUUAAUUUUAAUUCAAGAAGAUUGAAUUAGUUAUGAAUUUGUUUUAUUUUGUAAACUGGUGGAAUAAGAAACAACAGAGCACAUUAUACUUUACUAAUUUUAUUUUAUUUCUUAUUAUCAAAAUGAACAUACUUUUACUUAGAGGGUAAAUAAUUUAAAUAUGGAACUGCCAGAACAAAAUUUUUAACAAUGAUUACAAUCUAUUUUUCUUAAAUAAGAGAAAAUGAGGUAGAAUUAUAAAAUAAAAACUACUAUAAUCCUAAAUAUUUGACUGUUCCUAAGGGAAUGGAAGGAAUAAAAAAAUAAAUAAGUUAUUAAUCAUAAUCUUUUAUUAAUGCCUUAUUGAUCUUUAUGAAUUUAUCCUACUUGAUUUGUUUCCUUUAUAUAGAAGCCAACAACAAUCAAGACAGUAAGAUUAUAUACCAUUUGGUAUCUAAUUUAGUCUGGUAGAUCAAAAUUUUCAAAUAUGAAGUCUUCCAUGAAUGCCUUGACCUUAUUUGAAUAAUGAAAAAAAUAACAAGAAGUAUAAAUCUAAAAGGAUACAAGAACAAUGAAUGAAGUUCAUUUCAUUGUUCAAUAAGGUAACUGAACUUCAUUUUACGAAAAUCUAUGCAACUAUCCAUCAUAUCUUCAACAACAAAAACCUACUUUUACUUAUGCCCUCGGUACUAUUGUCUUCGGUUCUCAUCUCCAUUCUAAUCACUAUCUACCUGAUUUCAGUUUUUUUUUUUUUCAAUUUAAUAUAAUAUCCGCGCUUUCUAAAAAUAAACUAGAACGUACCUUUACAAAGCAUCCUGACCUUCUACCUUACACCAAAACAGUUACCUGCUUUAUUUGAAAGAGAUGCACUAAAGAAAAUUAACUAAUGCUUUAAUACUAAAAUUAGAAAGUAAUAAUUGAUUAGCAAACUUUGUCAAUAGUAUAGAAAUAGGGCUUCCUGAAUCAUUCUCUGAGAACCGAAUAUUAAUAUUAUAGAUAUUUUUCUUAUGAUUUAUCAAUUAGAUUUGCCACGGAAUGGAGUGUUUUUUGGUGUAGUAGGUCUGGCGUACCUUGUUCAUGAACACCUAUUAAUUUUUAUACUCUGGGGUAAAGAAAAUGGUAUAAUACAUAUAUAAAUAAAUAAAUAUAUAUAAUAUAUAUAAUUAUAAAUAUAUAAAUAGGAAUAUGAGUUAACUCAUUUUAUAUAAUUACCGUUGAUCGAAUUAUAAUUAGUAUGCACACUAGAGCGUAUGUAUAAAUAGGUGAGAGAGUUGGCCAUUUGAAAAUUUUGUAGAGACCCUCCAUUGGAAGGGACUCUCAACUUCAACGAAUUUGUCAGGUGAGGCUUUGUGAAUACGUGCUGUGCAGUUCUUGCUCAUAUAUACUGACAGUAAACUACUGUUUUUGUAUAUCCUUUCUUAAUAUAAAAUAAAAUAAUGGACAUUACCUGUACAUUUAAAAAAAUAAAAAAUUUGAAAAAAAAAAUGUGCGAACUUAUAUAAAAUAAUGGUAUAAGUCAUGAAAAAUAUGUUUAAGUAGAGACAUAAAUGGAAGUAUAUAAAGGCAGAUUUCUAAAAACCAAUGUUAUCUUAAAAUAAAGUCGAUUAAAAAAAAUCAAUCACGACAAGAGAUGAAAUGUUUCAUGAUUUUAUAACUACCUUGUACUUAAUAAAGAAUAAUUAUAUUUUAUAAGCAAACAAAACGCCGCUAAUUAAAAUUUUUAAAAAUAUAUCAAGAAACAUUUCAUUGGGGUUGUGUAAAAAUUAGAGCAUAUGUUCCUCCCAUGAUGUAUUUUUAAGUUUGUAUAUUUUGUUAUAAGUUGAAGCUGUUCUUUAAGCACAGAUGCAAAUAUGUAUAUAAAUUUAUUUUUUGUUCAUAUAUAAUAGAUAUAAGAAUUUGAACACAUUUUUAUAGAUAAUGGAAUUAGAAUGUGUAUUUGUUUUUAUAUCUGUCUGUGCACAAUAUUGCACAGAAUUUUCACUCCCAAAUAACAAGAAAAUAUCCAGUAUUAUGUAAUUUAAAUUAAAAUAUGUGCCAAUAUGUUUGAGGAAUUGGUGGGUUAUGAUCAUUGUCGUUUGGUUGGAGUAAAUUAUUAGAUCAAUUUUUCAGAUUUUAAUAAUUUAACCAAUCCAAAAGAAUAGUCUAAUUUAUCACUGGAAAAUGUUAUUAAAUAAGCUCUUAAUGCACAAAAAUGCAUAUUGUUUUUAAUUAGGUAUAUAUUGCAGGGAUAUAAUAAUAUAAUAUCAUACAGUGUAUAAUAUGCUAUCACAAUAUAUAUAGCUAACUUAAUUAGAAAUUAUACUUGAUAAUAAAUACUUGUUUGUUUAGAUGUUUCAAGGAAAUUUAAUUUAAUUUUAUACAAAUUCCGUAUUUGUUUUCAUAUGAAAAGAUCAUUUACCCACAUUAUAAUGUUCCUCUUUGCCAACACUUCCUUAUAAUAAAAGAAAAAAAUUGUGUAAAAAAAAAAUAAAAAAACAUUAAAUAUAUAUUAUAUAAAACACCACCCGAAAGUAACACUUACUUAAAAUAUCACUUAUCUUUCUUAUUCAGUAAUUU
Molecule: messenger RNA, 5165 nt
Organism: Nezara viridula (southern green stink bug)
Lineage: Eukaryota; Metazoa; Arthropoda; Insecta; Hemiptera; Pentatomidae
Source: the annotation of a GenBank genome assembly